Messenger RNA from Lotus japonicus, 897 nucleotides. RefSeq lists its product as uncharacterized. Bases 243 to 893 code for a protein of 216 amino acids. Lineage: Eukaryota; Viridiplantae; Streptophyta; Magnoliopsida; Fabales; Fabaceae. The transcript is spliced from 2 exons. Gene Ontology annotation, molecular function: nucleic acid binding; RNA-DNA hybrid ribonuclease activity. The record is from RefSeq and is a predicted model, not a curated record.
GCUACCACGUCGUCUUCCAUAGCGACGUCCCCAUUGCCCGCAAAGCUUUGGCAAAGUUUUUGGAAAACUAAAGCCCUUCCGAGGUGCAAAGAUCUUGCUUGGUGUGUGUGUUGCCGUUAGUCUCUAUGGCGGAAAGGAGUGAACAGUGACCCAUCUUGCCCUUUGUGUGGUAACGAGUUUUAAACUAUUUUCUAUUGCAGUUUUUGGUGGAAGCUGAUAGUGAUGUCGUGGCGAGCUGCCAAAUGGCUUCUUGUGCUUUAUGGGAAGCGCAUAACAAGCUCAUUUUCCAGGAGGUUCCGUUUCGUUGUGAGGCCGCAAUUCAGCGGGCAACUUCGAUGUCACAGGUGGAUGUUUCGACGGUGGAUCCCAGUGCUAAUGGUCCGGUGCACGACGCCAUUUGGAGGAGACCACCGCGGGGAGUCUUCAAGGUUAACUUUGAUGGGUCUUGGAAGUCUGACUCGGUUUCUGGUAUAGGAAUGGUGGCCAGGAACCAUGACGGCUUAAUCCUUGCUGCUGCGGCGGAGGUUGUGGAGAGGCCCUCUACGGUAGUGGAGGCGGAGGCCUUAGCUUUCCGGUGGGCGAUUGGUUUGGCUAUUACCCUUGGUUUUAGACUGGUUUUCUUUGAGACGGAAUGUCUCACUCUUUUUCAUAUGUGGAAGAAGCCUCUAGACGGGAGGAACUACUUAGCCACAAUUCUUAGUGAUUGCUUUCAGUUGAGUCGUUCUUUAGAUUUUGUGUAUGUUGUUUUUAUUCGCCGUUCAGGUAAUGUUGUCGCUGACUUUUUGGCCAGGAAUGCCUCCUCGUACGCCGGUUUGGUGUGGAUAGAGGAGGUACCACCUGAAGUCGAUGUUUUUGUAACCGCGGACAUUUUGACUUCAAUGCCUCCUAUUUGAUUAA